This is a messenger RNA of Fusarium venenatum, 1266 nucleotides long. The record is from RefSeq and is a predicted model, not a curated record. NCBI's taxonomy places the organism in Eukaryota, Fungi, Ascomycota, Sordariomycetes, Hypocreales, Nectriaceae.
AUGCGCCUAACCCGCCCUUCAGCCCUUGCAGGCAGUUCUUCCAUCUCUUGCCAGCGGCUCUACUCUUCUUCUCGAAUAAUACGACAAAACGACGUCCUGUUUCUGCGACAAAAGGGUACUAAGGGUCCUAAAUGGCGUCUUACAUCCCCUCUUCGCCCUGAUGCUCGUAUACGUCUUGGAUAUGGCGCAACCAUCAACGCGUCCGAUCUUAUCGGUCGUCGUGUGCUUGAUAGUGUAGUUGACAGUUCUGACCGAAAGGUCGAUAUCCAUGAACCGACCAUGGGUGCCUACAUCCUUAACAGCGAACGACAUGCUACACCGAUCUACCCCCACCACGCAAGCUUCAUUGUAUCACUGCUCGACCUCAACCUGUCUCAACCUAGCGAAGAAGAUUACGACACAGAAACCAACAAGCCGCUUCCAUCGCUCGAGAUAUUUGAAGCCGGUACAGGAAUGGGAAGCUUGACAUUGCACCUGGCUCGUGCCCUCAAUGCAGCCAACCCUGCUGUACCUUCUGUGUUACGAGAUGCUCUCUGCACUGCACGCUACAAAUCUGAAGAUCACAGCCUUGAGCUAUCAGACGAAGUUCAAACCGCCUUCGAUGCCUAUCGCUCAAAUCGCCGUGCCGUUCUUCACACUCUUGAUCAAAAUGCCAAACACUCGAAUGCUGCAAACAAGCUAGUACGGCAAUUCCGUCGCUCCCUAUUCUAUCCCACCGUGGACUUUCAUGUCGGCUCUAUCAGCGACUACAUUGCUUCCCGUCUUGCCGAAACAGACGAACAGCCUAUAUUCUCUCAUGCAAUUCUUGACCUUCCCUCAGUCGAGGAUUACGCAUCACCUGUCAUCCAGGCUCUUCAUCCCAACGGUCUGCUUGUCGUCUUUUCGCCUUCCAUUAGCCAGAUCGCCCGGUUCCAAACAUGGAUCUCGCAAACGAAACAGCCUUUGCGUCAGGAGAGGGUUAUUGAACUCGACGUAUCGACGACAGCGGACGGUGUGCUUGAUACCGGAGGCGGUAAAGAAUGGGAUGUCAAAACUGUUGUUCCAAGAGCAGACCCCGAAGCAGUUCCUGUUCAGGUAAUGCGGCCCAAGGUUGGUGAUCGCCUCUCCGGCGGUGGGUUUGUAGGUGUUUACAGACGGUGGCCCAAUGACCAAGCGCCCGCUCAAUCUGAGCCUGUUCGUGAAGAGAAUGUAUCUGAUACUGAAGAAACAAUUGAGUCUGUCGAGGCAAUUGAGUCUGUCGAGAUAGAGUCGACAAAGACCGAAUAA